AAGAGAUCCAUUUGGACAGAUAUUUGAUUUCACAGCCAAGACCAGUGCCCUUUCCGUCCUUCAUUCCAAGGGACAUGACUGGCAGUCGUGAAAAUAGCCCCCCGUACAGCACACCUCACUGUGAGUCCUUGACUAUGUUUGAAAAAACACUGUAAAUUCUGAAUCUUCCCUGAAGCACAUGAUGAUUCUGGUCACUUCCCCCUCAGCGAUGGGAAGAGCGCAGCCGCUCUGGGUCCUCUAGCAAUCAACAUGCACCAGGAACGUUGCUAGAUGAUCGCCCAAUUCAGAGGGCGUCCUCGUAUUCUCUCCCUCCAAUUAGAUCUUUCAUGCGGCCGCUCAGGGAAGAAUACUCCGACAGAGGGCCGCAAUCGUCCUCACACGACCAGACACAGGAAAUUUUGCCUGCAGAAGCAUCAGUGGAGGAUAGAGAGUCCAGUAGCGAAAGACCGUCGUAUAGGCGAGGCAAAAGAAAGCGAUCAGACACUCAGGAUGAAAGGAAGACCAAAGUUGCGCGCAAAAUCUACGUUGCCUCCGAUUGGCAUCAAUUGCCCCAUAACCUUACAGGGCGGAAGCUUCGAUGUGACGGGACGAAACCUUCCUGCGCGAAUUGCUCCACCCGAACAUUGGAAUGUGUAUAUAAGGAUCACCCUAGACGACGUGGCCCUGGAAAAGCACCAAAAGGCUCGCGGACCAAGAAAUCGGAAGGGAAAGGUCGAAAGGGGAGAAAAAGUUCUAAAGCAGCCACAAGUGAAAUUGAUAGGGACGGAUCUGAACAGCCUUCAGCUGCAGGACUCCCAGAUCGGCAUGUAUUUGAGCCACCGAUGAUGAUGUUACCAGGUCACGGUCACUCUCACUUGUCCAGGCUGGUGGCCGUUUAUGCGCCACCGCCUUACACUGAUCGGCCAAGUGCUUCGAACGUGCAUCGCGAAGAACAGGAACCGAUCCUACACUAUCACUUCACGAGCGAUGUAUUCGAUCAAGGAGCAGUGGAGAGCCUGCGGCCACUCUGGGGACGAGACGAAGAAGACAGCCGGUUAGCGGAGUCUGGGCAUCCAUUGCCUCCUGGGUCGCGGAAGGGUGAUACAGACGAGGAGCCGACUAAUUAAAAGCAUGAGGACAUUCAAUGGAGACACGGUACUUGCUGUUGAUGCAGAUGCUUGCGGACGUAGACCGACGCAGGCGGACAGUAAAGGAUCGGCACCCACAACUGUCCACGGUAUUGACGGGAUAAUGACCCGGCGGCGCACUGCUUGUUACGUAUUCUGGAGAUCGGAUACCUCUUUAUCGUUGCUACGCUCUUUUCUUGCCUAGAUGCGAAUGUUGUUUCGGAAUCACCCUCUUUUCCGUGGCUGAGCCAUAUCCGCCGUACCCUAUUUCCUUGUUUCAAUCCUGAUGGUGAUAACCUGGUUUAAUUUUUCUCAGCUGCAGACAUGAUAGCCUACCACAAUAUAAUGUUAUGUAGUGCCGUUUGUUUUAUUUCUAUGAUAUAUCUGUGCUACGUAUCUAUUUUAUCA
This is a messenger RNA of Suillus subalutaceus, 1514 nucleotides long. RefSeq lists its product as uncharacterized. The record is from RefSeq and is a predicted model, not a curated record. The annotation marks the transcript as partial. The transcript has 4 exons. Lineage: Eukaryota; Fungi; Basidiomycota; Agaricomycetes; Boletales; Suillaceae. Gene Ontology annotation, molecular function: zinc ion binding; DNA-binding transcription factor activity, RNA polymerase II-specific. Gene Ontology annotation, biological process: regulation of DNA-templated transcription.